Molecule: messenger RNA, 1371 nt
Organism: Triplophysa dalaica
Lineage: Eukaryota; Metazoa; Chordata; Actinopteri; Cypriniformes; Nemacheilidae
Product: SLAM family member 5-like
Exons: 4
Coding region: 85-867 (260 amino acids)
Source: RefSeq, a predicted model, not a curated record
AUGGUGACGGUUUAUUAAGAGUUCAUUUCAAAUACAGCUUUGCUUUUUCUAAGUUGUUUUCUUGAAGUCAUCAGAAGAAGAAAAAUGUUUCAUGCAUUUAUUAUUUUCUGUUUGUGCUUAAAUGGUGUUGAUCCAGAUGAAGUGAAGUCAGUGUCAGUGAUAGAGGGAGAUUCUGUCACUCUUUACAGCGGUAUUACUGACAUACACAGAGAUGAUCUCAUUCUCUGGACAUUUGGAGCAAAAAACUCUCACUUAGCUAAAAUCAACAGAUUACAGAAGGAGAUCUUUCAUGAUGGUGAUGUUGGGAGAUUCAGAGAGAGACUGCAUAUGGAUGAUCAGACUGGAUCUCUCACCAUCACAAAUAUCAGCAUAGAUCUCACUGGACUUUAUCACAUUGAAAUCAUCAGUGGAAAUAAAGUUUCCAGCAAGAACUUCACUGUUUCUGUUUAUGCUCGUCUGCCCGUUCCUGUCAUCUCUCAACAUUUCCCUCAAUGUUCUCAAUCGUCUUCAAGCUCAUAUUGUUCGGUGUUGUGUUCAGUGAUGAAUGUGACACACGUGAGUCUCUCCUGGUACAAAGAAAACAGUUUAUUGUCCAGCAUCAGUGUUUCUGAUGUUAAAACAACAGCAUCUUUGCAUCUGGAGGUGGAAUAUCAAGACAACGACACAUACAGCUGUGUGAUCGACAAUCCCAUCACAAACCACACUCAACAUCUCAACAUCUCUCACGUCUGUCCCAUGAUCAUCAUUUCAGAUUUUGUUCAUGAGGUUGACGAUACCGAGGCAAUGGCCCGAUUGGUCUUAGCUGUUCUGGUGGCCGUGGCCGCUGUUGUUCUGGUGAUUUAUGACAUCGUAUCCACAAGAGUUUAACAAGAGACUGAAAUCACAGAUGCCAGUAUUUUGUUUAAAUUUUUAUAAGCUAAAUGAUAGAUGUAAAAGGUUCUUUCUAGGGGACGCUACACAUUAAUUGUCCGCCGUAAACUUGAGAAUAAACUGAUUGUGCAUUGAAUACAGCAAUAGCUUACACAACACGAAAGAGUGACCAUAGUCUACAAAUCUGUAGUAUUGUGUUCAAACGUAUUAACUGUUGAAGCCCUUUUUGAGCCUACACAUGUAUUCUUUGGAAUACAGACUUACGGUUGGUCUCGUGAAAAAUUAAAGUAGCUGAUUAUUGCUUAAAAAAAAUCACACAUACAGAAAAAAUGAAAGGUAUUUUGUUAGGUUUAUUGUAAACAAUAAAUAAAAAAGUUUGUUUUUCUUUGAUAAAAAUACAUAAAAAAAUAUGGGUCGCAAAAGGAUAACAAAAAAUUGAAAUACACUCUUUAUAAAAAAGAAUAAAUUACACCCCCGACAUAAAUUAUUAAAAGCAAACAA